AUGUCCGACUACCCCAUAUCGUGCAUUUCGUGCCGUCGGAAGAAGAUAAAGUGUAACAAGAAGAAGCCUUGCAACCAGUGUGUCAAGAAAGGCGUCAUCUGUGAGUUCCCGAGGAAGUUCCGAAACAUCAACAUCGCCAACGAACAUGAUCACCACAGCCAUACCCACGAAAUGAGCCCCGUGAGGUCCUCCUCGAAUCUGGACUCCAACUCUCCCCUGGAGGUCCACCGCCUACAUGAUGAGGUCGAGUUGCUCCGGAAGGAGAAGUUGGCUGUUCUUCACGAAAACUUUAAGUUGACCCAGAAAAAUCACGAGUUACGAUCCAAGCUCCAGACGCUCGAUAGAACUCAGAAUACUGAGCAUGACGACGAACACGGUAUCGAGAUAGCCGGAGAAACGACCGAGAUGGGCGAGAAGUACUACGGUCCUUCCUCGUCGAACUACAUGAUCGAGGCUCUUCGACUGAAGAACAACAACAAUAACAAUAACAACCAAAACGAGGAUUCGCCACAGAAGUCCGACUCGAGCAGCACGCCGUUCAACAAUGAUAGCCAUCCUUCUAAAAAGAAAAGAGAAGGACUGGACUCGGAUGAUAUGGAUGUCGAAGGUAACGGCGAUAUUGCAUUCUCGAAGAAACCUCUCCCGUGGUUGCUUGGCAAGAACGACAAGCAGGAGGACAACCUCGAGGUUAUCAAGACCCUUAUAAGCCAUUUCUUCGAGCACAGCACCUACAGGUCGUUUAUUUCGAAGCCGGAGUUGAUCGGUUUCAUUAACUCGUAUGAUAGCAUCAACGAUAAGGAAUGGGAGAACGACGAUGAUUUGCUCCUUCUACACAUGGUGUUGAUAUUGCUGGUUCUGCGUCUUACGCCGAAGAGCUAUAAUGAAAGUGGCCUCACAAAGGACCCUGUUGAUUCGGUUGUCACGUUACACAAGCGAAGCACAAGCUUAGUUAAGAAUGUGCUUUACCGUGGUUUCACCAAGUUGCGUCAUAACCUUUUAAACGAAUCUAUCAUGACUGUCCAGGCAUACAUCUUGUGUACCGAGUGGUAUUUCAUUGACCAGCGUUACGAAGAGUCAUGGUCUAUGUUGUUCCAUUGCUGUGCUGUGGCAUACGCCAUUGGUCUUCAUGUCAUGGUGAAUAUGAGAACUACCAAUGACAGUCUAGAAGAAGCUCCUGUCAAACUUGCUGAAAUGUCUCAAAAGAAGGACUUGAGAGACGAAUCUGGCGAAGGCGGAGUGAAGGUCGAAGAGAAGGAUGACUCAGUGUCGGACGAAGAUGACUCCGACAGUGAUGUACCUAGAUUCAAGGUCUGGUUUGCCUUGAAGUACAUGUGCGGCCAGCUUUGCUCUGUCUUGGGUCGUCCAAACCCUAUCUCCAUUCAGGUCAACUCGGUUGUGCUUUUCACAUCCAACCAGCAAAACCUCGCCAAGCUUCGUUUAGACUCUGAGAAGACUCAGGUUCAGUUGAAGAUGGGUCUCAGUGAAUGCCUCAGAUUAUCCAACAUGAUGCUUAUCGAGAGUUUCAUGAUGAACUUCACCAUCGCCGACGUUAUGCGUCUCGAUGCUAGGUUCAAAGAGGAAUGUGAAAAGCUCACCUGGUUCGUGAGCCAGGAGUACCAAUCUCAGCAUCUGGGCCUGGCCGAGGAAGUGGACGAAUCAUGCCACAUGCCUUUGGCGGUCGAAAGGGAGCCUGCUAUCGUGGACUUGAUCAUUUUGCAUAUCAACAGGGCCAAGUUGCUUGAACCAUUCAGCAACCAAUUCUUGGGACCCGAGGAUAACAAGUAUCUCAUCGAAGCCAUGUGUGAUUCUAUUCUGAGAUUCCUCGAUUAUACUGUUGAAUUCACGAAGGACUUUUUGCUGAGAAUCACACCUCACUUCCUUAAUGAUGAGGGUAAGGCUUUCAGCAGAACUAAGCUCGGAAAGGUCUUCCGUGUUGACUAUCCUUUCCUCAACUCCUUUAUGUACCAGGGUAUUAUCGUGAUUUUUACCCUCCUCAACUACAAGGCCAAGGAGUUCAUUCAAGGAGAGUCUGGUACAUUUUUGAAGCACAUCGAGCAAAAGCUCAACGAUCUUCUCCAGUUCUCCUCGCAGUUGACUGACCAGUUGGGUGAGGAUGUGCGUUUGUGGUCCACCAACAUCCUUUACUUGAUUAACAAGGAUCUCCAGCAUAUCAAUACCCUUCUCAAGAAGAGAGAUUACCACCAUCAGACUGAUUCUGAGAAUGCUCCAAAUCUCGAGACUGAUGAUUUGGACAAGAUUUUGGGUUUCUCAUUUAAGGAUCCUUUCUGGCUCAACGCAGAGAAUAUUCCCUACUAUCUCAGCAGUCCUUCGGACGAUGAGAUGGGACCUCAAAUGUUUGAAAAUCCUGACUACAACAAGAACAUGCAGUCGAACUCCCUCAGCCUGGAUGUUCUUAAUCAGUACAACAUGCAAGGUCAGGACCAGUUCCCUGGUGCUUGGAACCAAGUUCCUGGCGAUGUGCAACAAGUUCAUCAGCCACAGCAGAUGACUCAGGCACCACCACAUCUUUCUCAACGAGAGCACCAGUCUCAGGUUCCAGCCCAUGUUCAGUUUGAUAAUGUUCAACAACCACUGCCUUUGAGAAGCAGAGAGUCCUCGCAAUUCCUGGCCCCCAGGCAGAGUCAAUUCCCUCAGCAUCACAAGCUUCCCCAGCACCCAAUGCAAAAUCAGCAGGGAAUUCCUCAUCAACAAAUGGGCCCUCGAACCAUAUCCAGUCACAAUGGAGGCCAGGACCAGCAAAUGAACAAUCAGAUGGUGCAAAACAUGAAUGGCCUGGUGAACAACGCAGGACAAAAGGGAGUUCCUACUCAGCAUUACAAUGGUAUGAUGGGCAAUCCAGCAGUGGGGCAAAACCCCAAUCAGCUUCAGGAUGAGGAUGAAAACGAGAAGAAUCAAGCAAGCGAGUUGAACUAUGCUCAAUCUUCGCACAUGCCACAAACCGGAGUGUUCUAUACCGAUAGCAGCACCAGCAAGUACCCUAUUCUCGAGGCCAUGUCUUUCAAGAACAUCUUCAACAAACAGACUUUCAGGUACCUUUUCACCACGCACUUCUGGGGCCCUGUGUCUAACUUCGGUAUCCCAGUCGCUGCCAUGAUGGACUUGAACAAAGACCCAGAUCUCAUUUCUGGUCCAAUGACAGGCUCGUUGAUUAUGUACUCCUUGGUUUUCAUGAGAUACUCCGUUGCCAUUAGCCCAAAGAACUAUUUGUUGUUUGGUUGUCAUUUCGCCAAUGAGUGUGCCCAAUUGGCCCAAGGUUACAGAUGGGUCAACCACCAUUACUUCGGUAACAAGAAGGUCGAGGCCCCAUCUCCAUCCACGUAA
Messenger RNA from Candidozyma pseudohaemuli, 3342 nucleotides. RefSeq lists its product as uncharacterized. Lineage: Eukaryota; Fungi; Ascomycota; Pichiomycetes; Serinales; Metschnikowiaceae. Gene Ontology annotation, biological process: pyruvate import into mitochondria; regulation of DNA-templated transcription. The transcript has 2 exons. Gene Ontology annotation, molecular function: zinc ion binding; DNA-binding transcription factor activity, RNA polymerase II-specific. Gene Ontology annotation, cellular component: mitochondrial inner membrane. The coding region runs from base 1 to 3342 and encodes 1113 amino acids. The record is from RefSeq and is a predicted model, not a curated record.